AUGGAGACCCUGCUCAGCAGCCUCCUGGCAUUUGGCAUGGCAUUUGCUGUCGUUGAUGCCUGCCCCAAGUACUGCGUCUGCCAGAAUCUUUCUGAGUCCCUAGGGACACUGUGUCCCUCCAAGGGGCUUCUUUUUGUGCCACCAGACAUCGACCGCCGGACGGUGGAGUUGCGCCUAGGUGGCAACUUCAUUAUCCACAUAAGCCGCCAGGACUUUGCCAACAUGACAGGGCUGGUGGACCUGACACUGUCCAGGAACACCAUCAGCUACAUCCAGCCCUUCUCCUUCUUGGACCUGGAGAGCCUCCGGUCACUGCACUUGGAUAGUAACCGUUUGCCAAGCAUCGGUGAGGAUACCCUCCGUGGCCUGGUCAACCUUCAGCACCUCAUUGUCAACAAUAACCAGCUGGAUAACAUUGCCGAUGACGCCUUUGAGGACUUCCUGCUGACCCUAGAGGAUCUGGAUCUCUCCUACAACAAUCUCCGUGGGCUGCCCUGGGACUCAGUGCGACGCAUGGUCAACCUUCAUCAGCUCAGUCUGGACCAUAACCUCCUAGACCACAUUGCUGAGGGCACCUUUGCUGACCUCCAAAAGCUAGCCCGCCUGGACCUCACCUCCAACCGACUGCAGAAGCUGCCUCCAGACCCCAUCUUUGCCCGCUCCCAGUCAUCCAGUCUGACUGCCACACCCUUCACCCCACCCUUGUCUCUCAGUUUUGGGGGGAACCCACUGCAUUGCAACUGUGAGCUGUUAUGGCUGAGACGUCUAGAUAGGGACGAUGACCUGGAGACAUGUGGCUCUCCAGCCAGCCUGAAGGGCCGAUACUUCUGGCAUGUGCGUGAAGAGGAGUUUAUGUGUGAACCCCCUCUCAUCACCCAGCAUACCCACAAACUGCUGGUGCUAGAAGGCCAAGCUGCCACACUCAAGUGCAAGGCCAUUGGAGACCCCAGUCCUCUAAUCCACUGGGUGGCCCCAGAUGACCGCCUCAUUGGGAACACAUCCCGAACUGCUGCCUAUGACAAUGGCACCCUGGACAUCCUCAUUACCACCUCACAAGAUUAUGGUGCCUUCACCUGCAUCGCUGCCAAUGCAGCCGGUGAAGCUACAGCCACUGUGGACGUAUCUAUUGUCCAGUUGCCUCACCUAAGCAAUGGCACCAGCCGUACCACAUCCCCCAAAUCUCGCCUCUCUGACAUCACCGGUUCCAGCAAGGCUGGCCGAGGGGGAGGAACUGGAGGUGGUGGUGGAGGAGCAGGGGGUGGGGAGGCCUCCAAGGGGCCCCCGGAGAGAGCUGUGCUUGUGUCCGAUGUGACCACUACUUCAGCUCUGGUCAAGUGGUCAGUGAGCAAAUCGGCUCCCCGGGUGAAGAUGUAUCAGCUACAGUACAAUUGCUCAGAUGAUGAGGUAUUAAUCUACAGGAUGAUCCCAGCUUCCAACAAGGCCUUCGUGGUGAACAAUCUGGUGUCGGGGACCGGCUAUGACCUGUGCGUGUUGGCGAUGUGGGAUGACACAGCCACCACACUCACAGCCACCAACAUCGUGGGCUGCGCCCAGUUCUCCACCAAGGCUGACUAUCCGCAGUGCCAGUCCAUGCACAGUCAGAUACUGGGAGGCACAAUGAUCCUGGUCAUCGGGGGCAUCAUCGUGGCCACGCUGCUGGUCUUCAUCGUCAUCCUCAUGGUGCGCUAUAAGGUGUGCAAUCACCAGGGCCCUGGGAAGAUGAAUGCUGCGGCUGUCAGCAAUGUCUACUCCCAGACCAACGGGGCGCAGCCGCCACCGCCGCCGCCACCAUCUAACGCGGUACAAAACGGGGCGCCACCGCAAGUGCACCCCAAGGCGUCCAUGAGGAACGAGCACUUUGGAAGCGGCAGCGGGGCGUCUGGGGCAGGGGGGGCAGGGGGGGCUGGGGCCAGAGGUGGCGGUGGCGGCUUGGGGCGCAGCAGCGGCUCCUCUUCGUCCUCCAGCUCCUUGGGCAGCACGGACGGGGCGGGUGGCCGGGGCCCCUGGAGGCUCCCUCCGCCCGGCGCCCGCCCCAAGCCCAACCUCGACCGCCUCAUGGGGGCCUUCGCCUCGCUGGACCUCAAGUGCCAGAGGAAAGAGGAGCCUCUAGACUCCAGGACUCCGGCCGGGGCCGGGGCUAUGGGACGUCACUCGGACCGCGAGCCACUGCUGGGGCCACCGGCGGCACGGGCCCGGAGCCUCCUGCCGCUGCCUCUGGAGUGCAAGGCUCGCCGCAGCCACUCCUUCGACAUGGGAGACUUCGCUGCGGCGGGGACGGCAUCUGGGGCGUCUGGGGGGGCCGCGGCACAGGAAGGCUACAGCCCGCCGCGGAGAGUGACGAACAUCUGGACCAGGCGCAGCCUCUCGGUCAAUGGCAUGCUCCUGCAGUUCGAGGACAGUGACCUCGCGGGGCCCAGGGGCACUUAUGGCAGCUCCGAGUGGGUGAUGGAGAGCACGGUGUAG
This is a messenger RNA of Vombatus ursinus (common wombat), 2463 nucleotides long. RefSeq names its product leucine-rich repeat and fibronectin type-III domain-containing protein 2. Lineage: Eukaryota; Metazoa; Chordata; Mammalia; Diprotodontia; Vombatidae. Gene Ontology annotation, molecular function: protein binding. Gene Ontology annotation, cellular component: cell surface; postsynaptic density membrane. The coding region runs from base 1 to 2463 and encodes 820 amino acids. The record is from RefSeq and is a predicted model, not a curated record. The transcript is spliced from 2 exons.